GGUGUCGGGAGACUCGGCGAUGUGCUGAGAAGGGGCAGCUCCCAUCAGGUUUCCGCGCUUCGCCCUCCUCUUUCCCUGCCUGCCCCCGCCUUCCUGCAGCGGCGGACCCAGCGUUUUGUGUGAAGAAAUUCUUCAGCCAUGGAUGUGUUCAUGAAAGGACUAAACAAGGCAAAGGAGGGAGUUGUAGCAGCAGCAGAGAAAACCAAGCAAGGAGUGGCUGAAGCAGCAGGAAAGACAAAAGAGGGAGUCCUCUAUGUGGGUUCCAGGACCAAGGAAGGAGUUGUUCAUGGUGUCACAACGGUGGCUGAGAAGACCAAAGAGCAGGUAUCCAAUGUUGGGGGAGCUGUGGUGACAGGGGUGACGGCAGUGGCCCAGAAGACAGUGGAAGGAGCAGGGAAUAUUGCUGCAGCCACUGGCUUGGUGAAGAAGGAUCAGCUGGCUAAACAGAAUGAAGAAGGUUUCCUGCAGGAAGGGGUGGUGAAUAAUACUGAUAUUCCUGUGGAUCCUGACAAUGAGGCUUAUGAAAUGCCUCCAGAGGAAGAGUAUCAAGAUUAUGAACCUGAAGCAUGAGAAAUCUUUUCUUCCUUUAUAUCUCCUGAAAUCUACUAACAAAGACGUCCCAUCCUGUACAAGUGCUGAGUUCCAAUGUGCCCAGUCGUAAAAUUUUUUUACAGUUUUUACAGUGUAUUUUGAAGUCUUCCAUCAGCAAUGAUUGGAGUAUCUGUGACUGCAUCCACCUUGUUUCAGCAUUUCCCUCCUGCUGAAAUGAAAGCUGGUUGGCAGGGUCAUUGUUGUGCUGUGGAUAUUGUGGCUUCACUUUUAAAAGUUAAAAACAAAAUACUAAAUAAAAACACCUAAGUGUCUACUGCUUAUUUCUAACUCUGUACAUGUUUUGUUGAUAGGCUGUCAGUAAUUUGAUAUUGUUUAUGAUACAAUUUUUAUUUGUUUCCUAUGACUAUUAUUUCUGUGCAGAAAAGACUUAUUGUGAAAGCUUUAUGUAAAUGUUAUGUAUUAUAUAUAUAAAAAAGUAACUGAGCAUGAACUAUGCACCUAUAAAUAUUAACUGUUGAAAUCUUAUUGUUGUGUGAUGUGUUUUAUUAACUUGUGUCUGUAAAUAAUGG
Molecule: messenger RNA, 1121 nt
Organism: Centrocercus urophasianus (Greater sage-grouse)
Lineage: Eukaryota; Metazoa; Chordata; Aves; Galliformes; Phasianidae
Gene: SNCA
Product: synuclein alpha
Exons: 6
Coding region: 139-570 (143 amino acids)
Biological process (GO): synaptic vesicle endocytosis; synapse organization; chemical synaptic transmission
Cellular component (GO): axon terminus; cytoplasm; neuronal cell body
Molecular function (GO): cuprous ion binding
Source: RefSeq, a predicted model, not a curated record